This is a messenger RNA of Elgaria multicarinata webbii, 3951 nucleotides long. It is a transcript of the gene RADIL, whose product is annotated as Rap associating with DIL domain. Gene Ontology annotation, molecular function: GTPase binding. Gene Ontology annotation, cellular component: microtubule. The transcript has 14 exons. Gene Ontology annotation, biological process: substrate adhesion-dependent cell spreading; neural crest cell migration; signal transduction. The record is from RefSeq and is a predicted model, not a curated record. Bases 1 to 3420 code for a protein of 1139 amino acids. NCBI's taxonomy places the organism in Eukaryota, Metazoa, Chordata, Lepidosauria, Squamata, Anguidae.
AUGACCGCCUCCAACGCGAUGUUCUACAGGUCGCCCUCGGCCAUGUCGCCGCCGUCGAAAAACAGGUUCAAGCGGCAGAGCCGGAUCUUCUCUCAGGUCCUGUACCGGACGCUGAGCUACAAGGACCGCAGCUCGGUGGCCGCCGACCCGGCGGAGGGCAAGGACGACCCCUCGGAGCUUUCCACCCAGAUCUCGGCCCCCGGGGUGCUCAAGGUAUUCGGGUGCCACAUCUGCGCGGGCACCCACUACAAGAGCGUCCUGGCGACGGCCAGCUCGAGUGCCCGGGAGCUGGUGAAAGAAGCGCUGGAGCGCUACGGGCUCAGCAAGGUGGACGCCGGGCGCUACGUCCUCUGCGACGUCAUCGGGACGUUUACGGGUUCCGAGAAGCAGUGGCACACCGAAGGGCUGCGGGUCCUGCGAGACAGUGAGAAGCCUCUUCUGAUCCAGGACCUUUGGAAGCCGCGGGAGGGUUUCUCCAGGCGGUUCGAGCUCCGGAAGCGCUCUGAAGUGGAGGAGCUGGCCGCCAAGGACAAAGACACCAUCACGGCAGGUAUCAAUGCCCAGGCCCGAAAACUCCAGCGCAACCGGGCCAAAGGCACCAUGACCCUCUUGACGGCCUGCAAGGGCCACUCCACGCCGCCCACCCUCCGGCGUACGGUCAGCGAGGCCAGCCUCAGCCAGGUGGGCGCGCAGGACGAAGGAGAGGAGGAACACCUGAAAAGGCACUACUCCACCUUGCCCGAGACCCUCCGAUGUCUGGAGACCACGAGUGACGGGCGGCCGGUUCCUGCAGAGGAGCAGAAUUGCCACAGCCUGCGGCAUUCGCUUUACCAGUCUCCACAUCUCCUGCUCCUCCAAGGCUACAGCCAGCAGCAUGACAGUUUGGUUUACUUGUUGAACCGCGAUCAGCACACCGUCGGCCAAAGGACCCAAUCCAGCAAGCCCAGCAUUAGCCUUUCCGCCCCGGACAUCCUCCCCCUCCACUGCACCAUCCGGCGGGUCAAGGUGUCCGUCCGCUCCCGCCACCGCUCUGAAGAGAGGCUUGUCCUUGAGCCGAUCCCAGGGGCCAGCGUCUCCAUCAACUUCUCCGAGGCGGGGCGGACGGCGAUGCUGCAUCAUGGGGACCUCGUCUCCCUCGGCCUCUACUACUUGUUCCUCUACAAGGACCCGUUGAAAACCCAGCCGCUGCCCGCCCAGACCCUGAUGCGGCUCCGAGCCGUGCGCCGGGCCUCGGAGCCGGAGCUGCCUUCGGCCUGCAAGAUGUGUGGCGGCCAGGCCAAGGACAAGGCCGCCGGGCCCAAGAACCAGGGGACGCAGCCGCCCUCCGGCCGCAGGGGGAGCCGGAGGAAGCUGCAGCUGGAGUUCGACAAGGCCAACGAAGACCUGCUGCUGCGGAGAAUCGUCUCGCUCCUGGAGCCCACGGGCGACGACCAUAAGCUGACCCCCGCCUUCCUCCUGUGUCUCUGCAUCCAGCACUCCGCCAGCCGCUUCAAGCCGGGAGACUUCGGUCAGCUGCUGCUCAAGUCGGCGAAGAUGAUCCAGAGAGCCGUGUGGGAGAAAACCAACGAGCUGGCUGAGAAGCAGUCCCAACACCAGGAUCCGGCGUCCCUCUCCCGUUUCACCAUCGCAGACCUGCUGCCGGAUUUGCAGCACGUUCUCUUCUGGAUGUCCAACUCCGUCGAGAUCCUCUACUUCGUCCAGCAGAAGUCCCCGGUUUACAUACAGAACAUGGAAGAGGAACUAGAUAUCAAAGGUUCCAAGGAGUCUCUCUUUUCCCUGACCAUCACUGCCAGUGAAGAAGCCAUGACAGUUCUCGAGGAAGUCAUCAUGUACACCUUUCAGCAGUGCGUCUACUACAUAUCCAAGUCUCUGUACGUCUCUUUGCCCCCGCUGCUGGAAUGCAACCCGUUCCAAAGCGAAGGGCGGGACGGCUGGCUCACCUCCCCGCCGCUGCCCGAGGAAAUCCGCAAAGUGGUACUGAUCUAUCAGGCCACCCUGGAUCUCCUCCACCAGUACGACGUGCACCUGGAAAUCGCCUCCCAGAUGUUCGCCUACCUCUUCUUCUUCUCCAACACCCUGCUCUUCAACCAGCUCAUGGAGAAAGGCUCCUCCCUGGGCUGCUUCCAUUGGUCGAGAGGAGUGAAAGUCCGAGCCACCUUGCGGCUUCUCCUGGAAUGGGCCCAGAGCGUGGGCUUCGGGCAGCUGGCGGACCAGUUCUUCGGCAAGCUCUCCAGCAUGGCAAGCUUGUUGGCCAUGCCGAAUUCCCAGCUGGUGCAGAUGACGUGGCCCAUGCUGAGAGCGGAAUUUCCAGCCCUGUCUGCUGCCCAGCUGCAUCACGUCCUAACCCAAUACCAGUCCUCACCUGACGUGGGGUGCGUCCCUGUCUGGCAGCCUGCCAAGGAAGAUAGUCUUGCCGCCUUCAGGACAGAUGACAUCCUGGAGUCGUUUGACAACCACCCCCCUAUCAUGCUGCCCAGCGGAGGGUUCAAGGUAGACCUGGAAGUAGAGCACCUGGACGACAAUAUAUAUCGCCACCUCCUCUACAUCCGUCACUUCCUGUGGAGCCUGCACAGCAGAAGAAGCCCCCACCCCGGCGACUCGCCCAAGGAUGAAUCCCCGAAGACAGAAGCGAUUGGCUGCCAAACUACCCCUCAGGUGGAGUCGGAGACAGCGGCAGGGCUGCCGGCGGUUGGAAGCUCUUUCGGCCGGGCGAACCGCAGGCGGCCGGUGAGCUGUGCGGAGCCGAGGAUGGAAGGGGGGCUCCCCGCUGUCACGGGCACCAACGGAUCCACCCGGGAUUCCUGCGAGAUACAACUCCCGGAGAGCCUCCAGUUGCUCCAGCUGCAGGGGCCACAGGGGAAGAGCAGUGCUAAGACGGCCCCGGCAGAUCCCUCUUGCCUGAUGACCCCGCCGAACACGCCCCUGACCUUUGACCCGAGUCUCGAGCUGGCCCUGGAGACCGUCCCCGGGAAAGGCACCACAGACCCUCGGCGGAACGGGCUCAACGGCGCCAAGCUCACGGCCGUGGACGGCUCUUCGCCAACCCCGUACGACUUCCCAACGCCCGCUUCUUCCAGUCGCAGCUCAGCCACGGACGAUUUCUGCUACGUCUUCGUGGUGGAGCUGGAAAAGGGACCCAUCGGCUUGGGGAUGGGGCUGAUUGAUGGCCUGCACACCCCCUUGAAUUCUCCCGGGAUCUACAUUCGGACUCUGAUCCAGGACAGCCCCGCAGCGGCCGACGGGAGGCUCUCCAUCGGGGACCGCAUCCUGGCCGUCAACGGCACGAGCCUCAUUGGUUCCGAUUACCAGAGCGCUGUCGACCUCAUCCGAUCAGGGGGAAAGAAACUGCGCUUUCUGGUGGCCAAGUCCGACCUGGAAGUCGCCAAGAAAAUCAGCUACAGUUCUUCACCUUCCCCGUAAAAAAACCCCCGUCUGCUCGAAAGAGCCCCUCCGCGUCCUCCUCCGUCAAGGACGCUGCCUCAAGGACUAGGAAGCCGGCCAGCGGUGUGGGCGGACAACACGCCUGGAACGUGCAGCACCUGGGCACAGCAGGAGGAGGGGCGUGGGGGUGUUUGUGUCUUGGAACCAGAAGCGCGCCAGUGUACGUCUUUGAGCACUUUCCAAGAAGGGGACCGAAAGCGCGACCUUCCGGCAACUCGUCACGAGUGCGCAGGCUUGGAACGAGCCAAGCCAGGUUCCAGCUCAAAUGUGCAAGCUGUCUGUGCCACACAGAGCCCUUUAAAUCCCGGUGUCGCCCUUCCUAUCUCACACCGGCGGCCGGCUACACAAGCCGCUCCUUCUUUGCUCCCCGCACUCUGGACUGUCCUGAAUUUGUUGGAUCUGUCGGGGCCAACGGUCCUGGUGCUAAAGCGAGCGGACUCCAAGGGCGGUUCCGACGGGGAGCUUCCUGCCACUCCUGACUGGAGGCUGGGGCAUCGAACGACGGCUGUG